Molecule: messenger RNA, 918 nt
Organism: Xiphophorus hellerii (green swordtail)
Lineage: Eukaryota; Metazoa; Chordata; Actinopteri; Cyprinodontiformes; Poeciliidae
Exons: 5
Coding region: 130-801 (223 amino acids)
Biological process (GO): T cell receptor signaling pathway; regulation of cytokine production
Cellular component (GO): external side of plasma membrane
Molecular function (GO): signaling receptor binding
Source: RefSeq, a predicted model, not a curated record
AAAGAAAGUGAAAGAGUUCUGAAUCGUGCUGUAUAUUUUUUAAUACUAGCGCGCCAAGAAGAAUCAACAUUGAAUCAUUUUUGGUAACUUUUAAAGCCGAGUCUGGACUCUCCUGUUCAUGAGGAAGAAAUGAUAAGCCGGGUUUUUCUGGCUGGUUGGCUGACGGUCUGGGUUUUCUGUUUUUCCAUCGCGGAAGGGAAAGUUGAGUAUAAGGUGAUUGGUCCCUCCAUGCCAGUCGCAGCAGAGAAGGAUGAUGUCGUCCUGCGGUUCCACGUGGAGCCUGAGCUGGACGUCACAAAUGAGACAGUGGAGUGGAAACUCCAGGACAAAUUGGUGCAUCGGUAUCGAAGCCGUAAUGACGAUCUCGACUUUCAAGAUCCAAAGUUCAAAGGUCGAACGUCUCUAUUCCUCAAAGAAAUGGUCCAAGGAAACGUUUCUCUGAAACUAACUAAUAUAACUCAAGAGGAUGCAGGAAAUUACACCUGCAAAGUUUCAAAACUUAAAGCUCAAGUUACCCUGAAUGUUGGUAAAGUAGAUCCUGGUCACCAAGAGGAGGAUUUUAAAAAAGUCUCAACAGUAAAAAGUGGCCAUAGGAUCUAUGUUGUCACAAUCGUCAUCUUCAUCAUCUUCAGUGUUAUCUCUGGAAUUUACUUAUGGAAAUGUACGGUAAGGAAUGAGACGGCAGGACAAAGACAAGAACAUGAAAGCAAAGCACUACCUGGACCCGGUUCUGAUGCUGAACCCAGAGGUUCUCCUCUGAGGCAUCAAAGCUCUGGUAACAGCACCACAUCACCAACAUGAGGCUGCUUGCAAAAAUUCAACAAAUAAUCAUUUUAAAAUGUAUUAUUUGCCGUUGUUUAUAAUGUGCUGAUGUAAAUCUGUGAAUUUAACUUCUUUUCAUAAAAAUAUUUCCCACUA